CCGCUCAUUUUUGUUGAGCUUUUAAAUGAAAAUUGUUGUUUUGAUUUUGGUGACAAUUAAUUAAUUGGUUUUUUUGUCUAAUUACUUGUUAAUUGUUUAUUAAUUUUGGUUAACCAAUGGACUCUUUUCUUAACCUGAGUCGGGGUAACACUUCAAUUCAAUGGGGACAAUUUAAUGUUCUAGGUGAAAGUGAUCACCAUUUGUUGCAAGCACAUGGAUCAGUGUUACCGGUACUUUUAAUUGAAGCAAUUUCUAGUCAAGUCUCACCUUUCCAGUCGAUUAGUGUUAACAUUGUUAAAGAAGGAUGGGCUUGGUUAGUCUGUGGAAGACGAUUAUUUGUUUGGAAAUAUGUUCAAUCUAAAAAAUCUCGAAUUGAAAGCUUUGAAUUACAAUUACCUGGUAGUGAUUUACUUCAUAAGGCUGACCUAAUUUGUUUGGUCUCUUACAAGUCAACUUAUGUUCCUGGUGUAAUUGCUGUCUCACCUGAAGGAAUCAUCCGUUACUGGCCUUCUGCUGCUCAUGAUGGUCAUUUUAUUGAAAAUGUUGCUAAUGACCUACAAGGUCAAGAAUGCUUUUCCCUUACAGACAUUGAACCUUUUGGUUAUAUUCUUGGUACAACUACCUCAUCUCUACUUCAUAUUCAUAUGACAAGUAACUCAAUUAAUUGUAGAACAUUGAAAAUACCUCAAGGUGUUCUUGCUGGAUUUGGUCAAAGAGUUUCAUCUUUCAUUUUCGGAGCUAUACCACCAUCUUCAUCUAAUGAAAAUAAACCUUUAAUCAAGAUACUCAAGGGAACAAGUUACUUAGAAGAUGCUACUGUCUAUGUUUUAGCUGCUACUUAUCUUCAGAAAUGGACCUUAGUAGAUUUACAAACUGAAAAGCUCAUCUGUGAACACGAUUUAGAAAGUGCUAUCACUGAUUCUUACUUGUCAACUGUCUGGAAUCGGCAAAAAACUAAUCCCAAUCAAUUGCGAAUGUGGGUUAUCGAUAUGGAACGUCAAGAUGAUCUUCUUUUAAUUCUGGUUGCCGCAUUAAAUCAAGUUGUUUCCAAUAAACUAUUCUAUGCUGUUGCAGUAAUAGAUGAAUCAACCAUCACAGCUGAUAAUACAGAGGGUAUUCAAAUUACCAAAUUCACGGUUCUCCGGAGUCACACACCAAGUUACACUAAAUCCAACGAAUCAAAUUUACUUUCACUCAAAAUGAUUACCAAUGUUGAGAGUAAUGAUGUUAUCUAUAUUUAUGAUAAAACCAGAAUCUUCUGUUGUCAAUACAACACUGAUGUUAUUGAUCUAAUAUCUCUCAACAAUCGAGAAAGUCAAAUCCUCGGAGCCGGUGUUUAUCAAGGAAAUCCCCUUCUCUUUACCUCUAGAGACAAUUUGGUUGCUGUUAAACCAAAAGAUAAUAUAACUCAAUUGAUUGAAACUUAUAAAGCAACACCUUCCAUUAUAAAUGCACCGAAAAUGUCUGGAAAUCCGCUUGAAAAUCUACGAUCAGCUUUUCAAAUGUUCCGUCGGAAAGAAACGAGAGAGUGUUCAGCUUAUGUUGCUGCUUUUUUGGCUAAUUUUGAUAAACCCUCAUCAGAUUCGGGUCCUGAUGAGUAUGCUCUUAGUUUAAGCCGUGAACUUUGUGAUGAGAGUCCAUCAGCUGAUCCCCGUUGGUCAGAUAGUUUAAAUUUGAGUCGAUCCAAUCCAAAUGUCAUGUCAUCUUUACUAUUGAAACAAUUGGAAGAAAAACUUGAAGGCCAUCGACAGUUUAUCGAUUUCUUAAAAGUUGUCCGAAUUUGGCCUCAAUUGGCUCUUGUCAAUUACAAUGGUUGUGUUUCGUCAAGCAAAUUAAUCCUCUGUGAACACGCAGAGAAAAUAGUAAUGGCCAUUGCUAUAAAAAAUCUUCAUCAAGAAUUACCUGAAAUUUUAGAUCAAGUUAUCGAUAGACUUUUAGAUUCUCGAGAAGAAGAUACCGAGGAAGCGCAUUUAUCAUCUCAUGAUCGUUUCUAUCGACGAGUGACCACAAUCCAUGAAAUUUUACCGCUAAUUGAAUUUGAAGAAAACGAAUUACUGGAUUGUAUAAAUUCACCUAAAGAUGGAUUAAAAUUGGUUCUAACAAUCAGUGACAUAAUAAUCAACAUAUUCCAAGAUAUUCGUAAAUUUAAAUCAACCAAUUCUGACAUGUAUGAGGUUAGUAGGAACGUUGAAUAUUUACCGUUAACCGCUACCGUUGGACCAAACGGGAUUCGAACUUCAUUUCUUAAACAAUUGGAUGUUUUGGUUAAAAAUUCGGCUCGAACCGAUUCCAUAAUUGCUGGACAAGAUGACGAAGCCCAAUUAAAAGGAAUCAUUUAUCAGAAAAUUGUUGAUAUAAGUGAUAUUAUUUUGGAUGGUUAUGUUACUCAUCUCAAAUCUUUGGAUGAAAAAAGUGACCGAUACAAGUUGAUUGAUAAAAGUUUCGCCACCGAUCGGACAAUGUGUAUUAAACCACUUUUACAAGCUAAACAAUAUGAGCGAGCCUGUAGUUUAGCUGAACGAUAUCAAGAUUUUGAAACUUUAAUCAAAAUAUGUGAAGAAUUGGAUAACAAAUCAAAGCUUAAUCGUUACGUUGAAGAAUUUAGAAAAGGUUUCUCCGAGUAUCUAUUCAAAUGGUACAUGAAGGAAGGUAAACAAGGUAAAAUGUUGACCACUCGAUCCAAAGAUUUGUCCACUUUCCUCAAAGAUUAUGAUGACAUUAAUUGGCUUCACUAUAUUGGCAUCGAAAAAUUUAACGAAGCAGCAAACAGUUUGAUGGUUUUAGCUGCAAAAAAUUCUGAUAAUAUCGAGAAGAGAAAAACUUUACUCAGUUUGAGUAAAUUGUGUUACCUUACCAAUGAUGGUGAUUCGGAACAGGGACAAAUCGAUGAAAUUAACAAACAAUUAGAAGAGAUUUUGGUUGAAGAAGCUGAACUGGUGGAGGAAGCUGAAAAUGAGGAGCAUCUUGUUGGAUAAUCUUCUUGAUCAACAACAAAAUGCAUUCUAAAUUAGUAUUUUCAUCAAUUUUAUAUUCUAAUUGCAACAAAAAAGCAACAAUUCUGUUACAAUAACAAUUAAUAUUCUUGUUUCUUUUUCUCAUAUUUCCAACCAUCAAACCAACUAAAGGAAAACCAUUUAAUCAACAAUGUCAUUUAAAUUUCAUCCCUCAUCUGAAAAUAUUAUCGUUACACAUGAAAAAAAAACACUCACAUUUAUAUUGAUAAACAUUAAAUCAAUGACAUUUUCGA
Molecule: messenger RNA, 3247 nt
Organism: Panonychus citri (citrus red mite)
Lineage: Eukaryota; Metazoa; Arthropoda; Arachnida; Trombidiformes; Tetranychidae
Gene: Nup133
Product: nuclear pore complex protein Nup133-like
Biological process (GO): transcription-dependent tethering of RNA polymerase II gene DNA at nuclear periphery; protein import into nucleus; poly(A)+ mRNA export from nucleus
Cellular component (GO): nuclear pore outer ring
Molecular function (GO): protein binding; structural constituent of nuclear pore
Source: RefSeq, a predicted model, not a curated record